This is a messenger RNA of Eimeria necatrix, 3633 nucleotides long. RefSeq lists its product as hypothetical. The coding region runs from base 1 to 3633 and encodes 1210 amino acids. The transcript is spliced from 4 exons. The record is from RefSeq and is a predicted model, not a curated record. Lineage: Eukaryota; Apicomplexa; Conoidasida; Eucoccidiorida; Eimeriidae.
AUGAAGGCAGCAGAAGCAGCAGCAGGGCCCCACCAGGGGGCCCCCUUGAAGGCCAAGGGGGCCCGCCUGAGCCCCCUCAGUGCCAGAAGCCCCAGUGUGUCUCCGCCCCGGACUCCAGCCUUCAGCAGCAGAAGCAACGCCAGCAGCAGCAGCCCCCGCAGCUGCUGCAGCCCCAGCAGCAAGAGCAGCAGCAGCAGCAAAGUGUGCAGCACUCCCCGCAACUCCGGCAGCAGGACCUGCAGCAGUCCGCGCAACUACGAUGUUAGCAGCAGGCUCUGCAGCAGUCCCCGCGGCAACAACAGCAGCAGCAGCAGCAGCAGCAGCAGCAGCAGCAGCAGCAGCGGCAAGACCUGCAGCAGCCCCCGCAGCGGCAGCGGCAGCAGCAAAGGCUGCUCCAGCCCCCGCAAUAACAGCAGCAGCAGCAGGAGCUGCGUCAGCCCCCGCCACAGCAACAGUAGCAGCAUGAGCUGCAGCAGCCCCCGCUACGGCAGCAGCAGCAAGAGCUGCAGCAGCCCCCGCUACCUCAGCAGCAGCAAGAGCUGCAGCAGUCCCCGCCACAGCAGCAGCACGGCCAACAGCAAACGCUGCACGAGUCCGCAAGACAGCAGCAGCAACAACGAAAGCUGCAACAGCAGCAGCAGCAGCAGCAGCAGCAGCAGCAGCAGCAAGAGCAGCAGCCAUGGCUUCGAGACGCGGCUGCUGCCCCUUCCCCGCUGCAUGCGUGCUGCACCUGACCCUGCCUGUGUUGCUGAAAGGGAGCAGCAGCUGCUGCGCUACAUUGCCUCUUUGCAAGAAGGAGGCCAGAGCAGCAGCAGCAGCAGCAGCAGCAGCAUCAACAAGCAAGAGGGCUGGAUAGAGCUCGAGUACCCUGCUGCAUCUGCGAGCUCUGCUGCAGCAGCAGCAGCAGCAGCAGCAGCAGCAGCAAGCACAGGCGCCCCCACAAAGCGCGCCCCGCAGGACUCCCCAGACAGAGAACCAAGGAACACCUCGAGGUCCGCAGCAGCAGCAGCAGCAGCAGCAGCAGCAGCAGCAGCAGCAGCAGCAGCGGCAGCGGCGAGGGUAGUGGGGCUUGUUUUGGCUUUCGGGGAGGGGCAGGAGGCAGUUACCCCACCGCAGCAGCAGCAGCAGCAGCAGCAGCAGCAGCAGCAGCAGCAGCAGCAGCAUGUGUGUUUGUGCGUUCAGCGGCUGCUGCCUUCUCCGCUAGACUUAGCAGCAGCAUUUGAGCAGCUGAAAGCAGCCAGCGAAGCCCUGGGAUCGGCCGAUCCCACAAAUAGCCGAUCCCAGCCAGCAGGGCGCAGCACCCCUUGGGGGCCCCCUGGGGGCCCCCCAGGCGCCCCCCAGGGGGCCCCCCAGGGGGCCCCCCAGGGAGCCUCCCAGGGGGGCCCCCAGGGGCGCUCCCAGGGGGGCCCCCAGGGGCGCUUCCAGGGGGGCCCCCAGGGGGGCCCCCAGGGUGGCCCCCCUGGGGGCCCCCAGGGAGGCUCCCAGGGGGGCCCCCCUGGGGGCCCCCCGAGGCCCCUUGGGGGCCCCCCUGGGGGCCCCCCGGGGGGCCCCCCUGGGGCGAUUGGGGGCUACGUGAGCCACGGGCUGCUGGCGCGGGCUAUGGAGGCUCUGGGGUGGUGGCCUUUGGAGUUGAACGGCAGCGACAAGAAAGAAGUGCUGCUGAGUUUGUCUUUGGCAGAUGAAGUGGCGCACCCGAAGGGGAAGUUGGCUGCGAAGAAAGUGCUGCCGCAGGGAGUCACUAAAAGAGGGUUUGUUCGGGCCCUCGAGUUCCUCCCCUUCAACCUCCCCGAGUGGCCCCGCAGUGCCCCUCGUCGUUUCCCCUCGCCAGCCCGUCUCCCUGCAGCACGUGGCCUUUCCUGUGCGGAAGCUGCCCAGCAGCAGCAGCAGCAGCAGCAGCAGCAGCAGCAGCAGCAGCAGCAGCAGCAGCAGCAGCAGCAGCAGAGCCAACAGCAGCAGCAGCAGCAGCAGCAGCAGCAGCAGCAGCAGCAGCAGCAGCAGCAGCAGCAGCAGCAGCAGCAGAGCAGCAGCAGCAGCAGCAGCAGCAGCAGCAGCAGCAGCAGCAGCAGCAGCAGCAGCAGCAGCAGCAGCAACCAGAGCAGCAGCAGCAGCAGCAGCAGCAGCAGCAGCAGCAGCAGCAGCAGCAGCAGCAGCAGCAGCAGCAGCAACCAGCAGCAGCAGGCGCCUGCUGCUAUCCAGGAGGCCGUGCUGCUCUGCCAGGCCGCGCUGCUGCUUUGCCUCAUAUUUGGCCUCGACGUCUUCAGCGAAUUCCCCAACUUGAAAGUGCCAACUUCCUGCAAUGCAGCAGCAGCAGCAGCAACAGCAGCAACAGCAGCAACAAGGACUGCUGCGUCUGCUGCUGCCAACGCAGCAGCAGCAGCGGCGAGUGCCUCUGCUGCUGCAGCAGAUUCUGCAGCAGCAACUGCUGCUGCGCAGCGAGCUGCAGGGCAAGCCACCGACAAGCAGAGUGCAGCAAUCGCUGCUGCCACUGCUGCUGCUGCUGCUACUGCUGCUGCUGCUGCUGAAAGGGUCCUUUGUGACUCCCCGCUUUUCCUUGAAGCUGGACAGAUGGAGCCAAAUGUCUACAUCAAGGCAUCUGCACCAAACAGAAGCAGCAGCAACCGAUAUAGCAGCGGCAGCAGCAGCAGCAGCAGCAGCAGAACGCAGUCUGUGAGCGGACAAAGAAGCUCCAGCAAGCGCCAGCAGCAGCAGCAGCAGCAGCAGCAGCAAAACGGCACUUCAAAGCCAGACCCUCUCCACGGAGUUUCCAUCCGAAGGACCAAGGUUCCUAGCUGGCACUUAGCUCAAGACUUUCUGCUGAGCCGGAUGGUGUCAGUGGAAGAGCUGCAGGCUGCGCUGCCGUGUCUGCUGCCAGUGGACUGGGUUGCUGCUGCUGUGUCUCUGUUGGUGGGAGCAGCAACAGCAGCACUUUCGCCAGUGGAGUGGCUGGGGCUGCUGGGGGCCCCCCUGGAGGGGCCCCCAGCAGCAGACUUGAGAGUUGUGGGGCAGCGCUAUGCUGCAGUGCAUCCUCGCCCGACUCCGUUGAAAGCCUCGCCUGCUGUGAUUCGAACGAUGCGGCUGCUGCAGCAGCAGCAGCAGCAGCGCCAGCAGCAGCAGCAGCAGCUGCAGCAGCAGCAGCAGCAGCAGCACGAACUCGAGGAGUCCUGGAGGGUCACUUGCGCCCCCAGCCGCAUGGGGCUGCGCUGGAGCUCCUUCACGACGGUUCAGAAGCAGACAAAGAAGCAGCAGCAGCAGCAGCGCGCAGCAGCAGCAGCAGCAGCAGCAGCAGCAGCAGCAGCGGAAGGCAGCGGAUCUGCAAGCAAGUUCCUCGAACUCGGCUGCAGCGAGGAGCAGCAGCAAGAGUGGCUGCUGCAGCAAACGGCGCAGCACAUUCUCUCCACUGCUUACAGCGACAAAACAGCAAGUGCAAUGUCUCGGCUGCUAGCUGCCUGCAACCCGGGGGCAAGCAGCAGCAGCAGCAGCAGCAGCAGCAGCAGCAGCAAAGACGUCACUGCGCUUGCUGCUGCAGGCGAGACCUUCUCCUUAGACAUUCUGGCGCUGCAGUUCUGCGCUGAGGCCUUUUUCUAUCUCUUCACCACAGCAGACAUUUUUAAAGAAAUCCAUAAGCACAUUUAG